Messenger RNA from Ananas comosus (pineapple), 711 nucleotides. Lineage: Eukaryota; Viridiplantae; Streptophyta; Magnoliopsida; Poales; Bromeliaceae. The record is from the annotation of a RefSeq genome assembly.
AUGACAAGAAGAUAUUGGAACAUCAAUUUGGAAGAGAUGAUGGAAGCAGGAGUUCAUUUUGGUCAUGGUACUAAGAAAUGGAAUCCUAGAAUGGCCCCUUACAUCUCUGCAAAGCGUAAAGGUAUUCAUAUUACAAAUCUCGCUAGAACUGCUCGUUUUUUAUCAGAAGCCUGUGAUUUAGUUUUUGAUGCAUCAAGUAGGGGAAAAAGCUUCUUAAUCGUCGGUACCAAAAAUAAAGCAUCGGAUUCAGUAGCAUCAGCUGCAAUAAGGGCUCGGUCUCAUUUUAUUAAUCAAAAAUGGCUCGGUGGUACGUUAACGAAUUGGUCCACUACGGAAACGAGACUUUAUAAGUUCAGGGACUUAAGAGCAGAAGAAAAGAUGGGGAAACUCAACCGUCUCCCCAAAAGAGAUGCAGCAAUGUUGAAGAGAAAAUUAUCUACCUUGCAAACAUAUCUCGGUGGGAUCAAAUAUAUGACGGGAUUGCCUGAUAUUGUGAUCAUCGUUGAUCAGCAAGAAGAAUAUACGGCUCUUCGAGAAUGUGCCAUUUUGGGGAUUCCGACGAUUUGUUUAAUCGAUACAAAUUGUGACCCAGAUCUUGCAGAUAUUUCGAUUCCGGCCAACGAUGACGCUAUAGCUUCAAUUCGAUUGAUUCUUAACAAAUUAGUAUCCGCAAUUUGUGAGGGUCGUUCUAGCUAUAUAAGAAAUCGUUGA